This is a messenger RNA of Sceloporus undulatus (fence lizard), 1053 nucleotides long. RefSeq names its product mitochondrial ribosomal protein L48 (gene MRPL48). The transcript has 7 exons. Lineage: Eukaryota; Metazoa; Chordata; Lepidosauria; Squamata; Phrynosomatidae. The coding region runs from base 321 to 908 and encodes 195 amino acids. The record is from RefSeq and is a predicted model, not a curated record. Gene Ontology annotation, cellular component: mitochondrial ribosome.
CCAGUCCACCUGAGUAUUGUUCUUGAACUACAAGAGUACAAGUGAUGGAGUAUGUGGGAAAAGAAAUUGCAGUCAUCUGUCUUCUUGUUGUUCUCUUACAAACACCAGCCUUUAGGGUUUCUGAAAACAGUUUAGAGAAGCUUGCUGAUGGCUUGCAUGUUUGCAGGUUCAAAGUGGGAAGCAUGAGCCAGAAUGAGCUGCCAAAGAGCAACCCAGAGCCUUGGAAAAGUCACUGCAAUCUUUCACAAGUUUUAGAUUUUAAUUUUUUUUUCUUAUUUUACUAGGCACUGUGGUUGGGAAAGGAACCUUUUUUAAGGGAGAUGUCUGUGCUUAUCAGGCUCGUCUUAAAGGCAUCUAGAAGGAGCACCAUCUGUUCUGUAGGAUGCUCACUGGUGAACUGCCGCAGGAACUACAGAUCCCAGCCAACCCAUGGCAUUGGCCGAUUUAGACAUUUGCUCCUGGCAGAGGCUCCGAAGAAGAAAAGGGAACGUUUGCAAAUGAAAGAAAUUGACCCCGGGACAGAACAUGAAUAUGGGGUCUUGAACAUAGUGAUGACUGGCUACGACAUGACCUUGGUGGAGCACUAUGCUCAGUACGUCCACAAACUCUGCAAUCGGCUGUCCGUCAAAGUAGAGGAGAGCUAUGCCAUGCCCACAAAGACCACAGAGGUGAUGCUGGUGCAAGAGCAAGGUUCCAAGAUGCAGCUGGAUGCCAUUCUUACCACCCACCAGCGUGUAGUUCAGAUUCACGGUUUGAGUGCCACAUUUGCUCCUGUUCUCUUGGAGAUCAUUCAGAAUAAUCAGCCUGAAGGAGUACACCUGUUAGUGAAAGAGCAUACAGAAGAAGACUUCAAGAGCCGACUCAAGGAUCGUCCACAACUUGCAGAGCUGCUUGCCCAAAUGAACUGAGCUGUGCUGUGAUGAACAUCCGUUGUGUGGCAGUGUUUGGCUCGAUCUGGCAGGUUCCUUUCCAGCUUUCCAUGGAUAGAGUUGUCUGUGUUUGCAGAUAAACCAAUUCAUUUCUGCAAUAAAUCAUGCAAUUUUUUUUGUGGUA